This is a messenger RNA of Phlebotomus papatasi, 1891 nucleotides long. RefSeq lists its product as uncharacterized. The record is from RefSeq and is a predicted model, not a curated record. The transcript has 2 exons. Lineage: Eukaryota; Metazoa; Arthropoda; Insecta; Diptera; Psychodidae. Gene Ontology annotation, cellular component: Smc5-Smc6 complex; nucleus. Gene Ontology annotation, biological process: DNA repair. The coding region runs from base 265 to 1158 and encodes 297 amino acids.
ACCACAUCUGGCAACACUGUUAGUUUUUUGACACAUGCAAUUUCGCCAAAAAUUUUGGAGCGCGUUUGUGUUUUUUGGCUAUAUGGACCUGUUGAGUCUGACAGCCAAAAAACAUAAAAAAGAAGAGAGAGAGAAAGUUUGAGGCUGUGUGGAUGUUGACAGAACGUCCGGCCUAAAAAAUUAAAAAGAAGAAGAAGAAGAAGAAGAAGAGAAAGUUUGUGUUUUUGUUUUGUGAAAUAUUUGAGGAAAACCUACGCGAAAAUCAUGAGUGCAGCAAGUGAAAAUGCCCGUAGGCGACAGAAGUACCAGAAAUUGAUGGAUGUGGGCAAUGAAAUAAAUGAUAGCAUUGAGGGAGAGGAUCUGAUAAAGACACUGACGAAGGUGAAGGAUUUGGCAAAAGAUGGGGAUCAGACGUGGAAUGAGCGUGGAGAGGAAGCGAGAAAUCCUUCGGAAGUCGUGAUGGAUAUUCAGGUGCUGAAGAUGAAUCAUGAGCUCAUCUCAAAGUCAAUUAGGACGAAAGGUAUGUCAGAUUUUCAUGAUGAUGAGUUCAUCAAUGCCCUGAAGGAGAUUUUGGUGGACUCGAGUGGUGUCUGGCACUGGGAUAAGAUGCUUCCAAUUUGGGGGAAACAGAUGAAAGUGGCUAGUUGUUUGGGAUUUCCCCUUCUGGGGGCUUUUGGUGAGAUUCCCGCUGAGAAGGAGAAGGUGGUGAAGCAGAGGGCCAAGAGGGCUAGGAAUACGCUGACGGAGGAGAAGAAGCCAGAGAAUGUGUCAAAGCUGAAGGCAGAGCAGAAAAGUAGUCAGAAGAUCAAUGAUACUUACAAGCAAAUUACCAGGAUCUAUGAACAGCGUCAGCGCAAGGAUAUUCCCUUUUUUGAGCUGGUCUGUGAUCCUGACAGCUUCAUGGCCACCAUCGAUAACAUCUUCCAUGUGUCCUUCCUCACGCGUGAGGGACUCCUGACGCUUCGGGACAAUGAAACUGACGAGGGCUUUCCCUUGCUGAGGCCCAAGAGCAAACAAACUGAAUCCCAGGUGGUCAAGGACACCACCCAGACCGUCAGUUCCAUCAACACUGCCCUCUGGAAGAAAUGCAUCGCCAAGUACAAAAUCAAACAUCCACUCCUCAAAAGCUCCCAAGCCUCAACAGCAUCUCCCAAGUAAUUCCUGGGAUCUCUCUUUGCCUUUCUUCAUUCCAAUCAAAAGACUGCUUGAAAAACGUUUAGUGUUUUAUUUUUUUUCUUCAUACAACAUACACACAAUAAGUAAUUCCACAUUAAUUUAAUUACACUUUAUAUCGGGGGAUUUUUUCCUUGCUUCCUUAUGCCUUCUAUAAUCUCCUGAACCAGAUGCAAAGAGAUAGAUGUCUUCUUGCUCAAAAUGUACCUUUUGCCUACAUCUCUUGAUUGAAUUCUCUUACUCUUUAAUGAAUUGUGUGCAAUUUGUCCAUUUAUAAAAAAAAAAAACUUGCAUAAUUGCACGGUUAAAUGUUUUUAUUACAAGUAAUAGGAGAGUAAUUAAAUAACACUCAGUGGAUUUCCUUCAUUUCGUGCCAUUUAGAAAUUCUUUAGAGGUGUAAAAACACUGACCGGUUGCUCAAAGAUUAUAUUCUGCGAUAUUAAUUACAAAGGGGCUGCCAACCGCAUAUUUUUAUUGUCUGCAAAUUAUCUUUUUAAACAUGUACUAAAAAAUAUUUCAUGGAAUUUUAAUUCAUUUAUGAAAUUUUUACUUUGCUUUCUGUCCCGCUUCUUCGUGCUUCUAAUCCAGUCAUAAUCUUUUUUUUUAGCACUUGUACUAAACAUUCUUCGAGAUAAAAUAAACUAAAAUGAACAAAAUGUUUCAACCAAAAAUGUACAAAUUGAUUAUUUUUGAAAUAAAAUGUUAAUGCAAUGAAAAA